GACCAAGAAUCACUUGGGAGCGCUUUUGGUACCAAUCUAUGGUUUUGUAUCCACCACUGAACACACCACGCCUGACUCACACCAUCCUCUUCGGACCUCUUGCAGUUUCCCUUGUCAACACAGACCGUCCUCCUUAGGGCUUGUCAAGAUUUUUUUUUUGACUUUAAGAUAUCUAUCUUCAUUCCUACCGGCUGAUGGGAUAAUUUCACGUUGAUUCUUGCAACCAGACUGCCUCCUCUGGAAUCGCAACAACUUCCGCACAUAGAACGAAGAAAGAACAGUUCACGUUACAUCUCAUUCUCUACAUACCCCAUCGUCCGGCAAUGAUCUCAUUCAAGCACCCAAAUCUCUUCCGCCCUAACAGUCGCCCCGCAUCACCGAAUCCCCCUUCCCGUCCUGAAUCCGGUACGGUCCUGGAGAGGACGUCCCGACCUCUCAACAAGCUCUCUUUCAGUGGCUUCAAACGACCGUCCUCUUUGAUGUCUGUCUCCUCUCCCCCUCCAACUCUGCUUGUGCAAGACGGGUCUUACCUUGAGGCACUCAGUCUUAAGCUUAGUGAGGCGGUCUCAAAGGCACUAGCGCAACCUGCCGGUCCAGCGUCUGUUGGCGAGUUAGUUGGAGGUAGACGUCCAAUUCCUCCUGGUCGUGGGCAAGUGCUCGGACUUUUAAUUUCCUCGGAGCUCAAGGCAUGCCGAAACAAUCUCCAUUUGCACAAGGCUAUCCUUCGUUCACUUCACAGGCCAUUAUCUGUCCUACUCAGCAACCUCUCAGCACUCAUUCUCCCCCUCCUUUCUUCGCCUGCAUUCCUUUCCUCACCUCCUCCCACUGUACAGGCUCCCAAUCCUACUGCAACCCAGCUCCAUGCACUCGCAGCUGCAGGCUUUGCAGGAGAGCUCCUCGACAGCUUCGAUGAAAUAGGUUUGGGCUUGGACAAUGAUGCGAGAGGAGACGGUUUGAAGGCGAUUCGCGAAGGUCUUGUUUCCCUCAUAGGUCGUGUUGUGAACCCACUCAUUGCUGGCAUCAAGUCUGAACUGAUGCCUCUCCUGGAGUCUCUGGAAAAGCCUGUUGCUGUCACUGCGCCUAAGACAGGUACCAAAGUCAUUCUUCAUCCAUCCAUCAUAUCAUUACAAUCACUUAUGCCUGUAUACACCCGUGCAUUGGUACGGUACACCACAGCCCUUUCUUCCCAAACGACCUUGGCAACCUUCUUGAUCUCCGUCAUUUGGAGAGCCCUCGUGGCUUUCGCGAAUCGGCCCCAAGUGACGGUUUCGCCAUCUACGUCCCCGCUGGGUUCACCGCAGCUCACAUCCGCAACCAAGAGGCAGCGCGCCACUUCUGGUAAUGCUCCCCCCGCAACUCAGACUCCUACACGGUUUACUCUUAAGUUGCCACCUUCACGGCCACCCUCACGCCCAUCGUCUCCUCCCAGCAUCCAGGUUACUUCAUCAGCGGCCGCUGAUGCACGUGCGCUCCACGACCUCAUGGUUCUCCUUCCACGUCCUCCUGCGGGGCGCGAUGCGACACGUGUGGCUCGCGAGGCUGUGGAUGAAGCGUUUUCUGACUUAAAUGCUUUGGUCUCACUGCUUGAAAGUAUAGAAAACCCGUUGUUCAGGAUCGGCAAGUCGCGUGAGCAGGUUCUGGAGGAGAUCGAGACGCUUACUGCCGAUUUGUCGACCCUCAUUGCGUUGCCUGUGCUCCUGCGGGGUUACUCCGGAGUCACAAUUGAGUCGCUAUCCAUUCCACCGAUCUCCUCUAUUAUCAAUGUCUCAGAGGAUGAAUAUAGAAAGACCUGCCUAUCAGGUUUUGGGCGAGCAGAACAGUGUAGCAGCAUCGUCGGUCAUAGCGUGCUUGACUUCUUGCGUGCCAAAGGUGGCUUCCAGAGCCUCGCGGAGCAGUGGCUGGCAAACCGAGUAGAUGCCAUCGAUCAUUGACUGCAUGGACUCAACGAUCUCUACUGGUACGACUAUCUCCUAUCAUGUGAGUUAGUGUUCGUCCUUAUGUAUUGGUCCAUCACAUUGUCUUCGGGUUAUUCUUAUAUAAAAUCGUUAUCUAAAUUGUUUCGUUUUGUUCACAUUUACUCUUGUCUGUGCUGUCGCCUGUCUCUCAAU
Molecule: messenger RNA, 2108 nt
Organism: Suillus paluster
Lineage: Eukaryota; Fungi; Basidiomycota; Agaricomycetes; Boletales; Suillaceae
Exons: 3
Coding region: 324-1931 (535 amino acids)
Source: RefSeq, a predicted model, not a curated record